This is a messenger RNA of Soboliphyme baturini, 1866 nucleotides long. NCBI's taxonomy places the organism in Eukaryota, Metazoa, Nematoda, Enoplea, Dioctophymatida, Soboliphymatidae. The record is from the annotation of a GenBank genome assembly.
UUGAGCUCAACUUUAUGUUGUGCAGAUUGUUCAGAGAAGGAACCUUCUUGGGCGUCUCUUAAUCGAGGAGUUCUGAUCUGUACGGAAUGUUGUACCAUACAUCGCAGCUUAGGCCGGAACGUAUCAUAUGUGCGGUCUUUGCACAAGAGCUUUUGGAAUACGAAUCAGCUGGCUCUUGUGCACACACUCUACUCUAGCGGUUCCAACAAUAUAUGGGAACACACCCUACUUGACCCAAGCAACCCGAACGAACGAAACCGUCGGAAGCCGUCCGCUAAGGACCCCCUGUAUCCGGUUAAGGACCAGUUCAUUCGGACGAAAUACGAGAGCCUUUCUUUCGCGCUGCGAGCGAGUAGGGAUGUGGGGCGGGAAUACGCGACGGUCGAGGACCUCAAUCGACAGUUGUUCUCCUGCGUUCGAACUGGUCAUGUGGACACUACUUUGCGACUAUUGGUCCUUGGAGCAAGCGCGAAUCAAUUCGUGGACCCUCAAACCGGGGCCACUCCAAUUCAUGUUGCGGCUAGAGAGGGUCAGGAGUUGCAGGUUGAGCUGUUAUUUCUGUACGGUGCUGACUGUGCUCAGCCGGACUUUGAAGGUCUUACCCCUGUUGAUCACGCCAUGGCCGGAGGUCAUAAAGAAUUGGCAGCGCGUCUGAUCGAGCUACAGGUGGCAUGCAUCGACGAACAGUCUCAGCUGAGUAACGAACGAUACGCGGUUCCAUUUUUGCCGGUUAGUUCAGACCUCGCUGCUCCAAGAAACCAACGUCGCCAAAAGUUGGCCAAGUUCAACGGUCGCGAAUUCGCCUCCCUCAUAAUCGAUCUUUUGAAGGAGGCAAAGAGGCGACAGCUGCAUGCAGAAACGUCCGAAGAGCAGACGUCCGCUACAGCAGAACUGAUGGCAGUUCAAAGCAACAACAAAGAGUCAGUCAGCACCGUCUCCAGUGCUAGCGAAGAACGGGUGCUUAGCAGAUCAGAGCCGGACGGUCCUAUUUAUGAUGAAGUUCCUUCCGAAGGACUGGGCACUGCUUAUACGGCUUUGGCGCCAAACGAUAACCCGUAUUCGACACUGGCCGACAAAUCUUACGCCACUAUUGACGACGUUCUAAACUUAAAGUUUAGCUUCAGCGGCAUUGAACGCAAGUUCGACGACCUAUUGCAGAGCAAUGAGGCAUUGAGGAAGGAGGUUGCUCACUUGAGGAAAGUGACUGAAGAGCUUGCGGAGGAAAACAAUAACAUUAACUGUUGCUUGUCAACGUUGAUGCGUUCCUCACUAUAUUCCACCGCCAGCGCUGCAACUUCGACGUUAGGAAACGGUCAGAAUGCCGCCGUCGUCGUUUUGGAAGCCGACCGGAAAUGUCACCGGAAUGGACGGUCGAUGUCUGGCGUUGUGAAUGGGGACAGCCACACUGUACAAAGAUCGUUUUCUGAACAGCCGUUUUGGAAGAACGUGCAAGACUCUUCUCUUCCCGAACUAAUCAGUGACUUUUUACCGGACACCUCGUCAGUGCCAUUUCCGGACAACCUUGUUUUGGAGACCGAAGCAUUAACGAAAGAAAUUUACCAUAUUCUGUCGAUAGCUCAGUCGGGAAAAUACGACGGAUUUGCAUCACUAGUAAUUCGAGUUCAGUUCAUAGUGGAUCGUAUGAUGAAUGGGAUUCCGGCACAGCAUCGAACCGGUCCGCUGUUGAAGAUCUUGAACUCUAUGAUGGACUCGUGCGCGAUGCUCAGCGUACACUGUGCCAAAAGCUGUGACCUCAGCACUGAAAAGCGGGAUCAGUUCAGUUGCACAAUCAUCAACCUCUCAUAUGAAAUUGCUAAGGCAGCAAACCAACUCAUGAAGCUCUUCAAAGAGCAGCAGAGUGGCUAG